Molecule: messenger RNA, 5361 nt
Organism: Parascedosporium putredinis
Lineage: Eukaryota; Fungi; Ascomycota; Sordariomycetes; Microascales; Microascaceae
Source: the annotation of a GenBank genome assembly
AUGGAAACACAGAAGCCCACUGAGGGCGCCAGGCCCUUGAGCCAUUACUCGGGGUUGGAAGCCGAUAAGAUUGACCGUGCUAGCUCCAUCGCCACCUCCAUGGAGAACGCAGCUCCAGCCGCCGCACCCUCGGCCAUCGACUUCGGGUGCUGUUCCUCUCUCCCUCGACGAUGUGCAAGCCGUCGACAUUCAGAUCCGGGACCUGUCCGUGGUAGUGGAUACGUCCCCUUCCUGGCUCGAGCCCUCCACCUACCCCCAGCUUUUCAAGGAACGCCGCUUUUCGGCGCCAAAACGCCGAGCGAAAAGACCCUGCUCCGCGAUGUGAGCGCUUCACUGGCCCCGGGCACGCUAACCGCCAUCAUUGGCGGGAGCGGGUCGGGUAAGACAACUUUGCUGAACACUUUGGCGGAAAGAAUGUCUAGCCCCAGGUUGACGGAGACGGGAGAGGCUACUUUCAAUGGUGCUCGGGGCGUUCACUCGACCAGGCAUGCCUAUGUUAUGCAGCAGGAUGUCCUGUUGCCGACGCUGACUGUGAGGGAGACCUUGCGCUAUUCGGCUGACUUGAGGUUACCGUCCUCCACUACGGCCGAGGAAAGAAAGAAGGUCGUGGAAGAGGUGAUAUUGGAGCUUGGUUUGAAAGAGUGCGCCGACACGCGGGUGGGAAGCACCCAGCACAAGGGCGCCUCCGGUGGAGAGAAGAGAAGAACGAGUAUCGGCGUGCAACUUUUGGCGAACCCAUCCGUCUUGUUUCUUGACGAACCCACCACGGGCCUUGAUGCCACUAGUGCCUUUCAGCUUGUCAAAACCUUGAAAUCCCUUGCACAAAAGGGCAGAACUAUCAUCACCACCAUUCACCAACCGAGGCAGCCCUGUCUACUCCGGACCGAUGAAGGGGUGCGCACCUUGGUUCGAGAGUCAGGGGUUCAAGCUCCCCCAUUUGUCAACCCGGCCGAGUACUUUAUCGAUAUCGCCGCCGCCGAUAAUCGAACGCCGGAGCUCGAGGCUGAGAGCAUGGCGAGAAUCUCUCGACUUAAAGAGGCGUGGGUGGAGGAAACCCGCUCGAGGUAUCCCGCAGCGCCCAAGGCUGGAGCCGACACCGCGAACCACAAACAGCUAUUUUCGAGAAAGGGGAGACAGCACGCAACGUUUUUGAGACAGCUCACCGUCUUGACUGACCGCACGUUCAAGGUCACUCACCGCGAUCCCCUAGGCAUGCUUGCAGCCACCGUGGAGGCCAUCCUCAUGGGCCUCGUCACCGGCUACAUCUUCUACAAUAUCGGCCGUGAUCAAUCCGGUAUCCGAUCCCGACAGGGCGCUCUGUAUACGGCUGCCGGUCUUCAAGGCUACCUCAUGCUCAUGUUCGAAGUCUACCGACUCACUAUCGAUAUCCUAACUUUUGACCGAGAGCACAGCGAGGGAUGCGUCGACGUGAUUCCCUUUGUAUUGUCGCGCCGAUUUGCGAGGCUAUUCACGGAAGAUUUCCCCGUUCCGUUUUUAUUCAGUGUCAUAUUCUAUUUUAUGGCGGGCUUCGAGAGGGACGCUGAAAAGUUUUUCAUUUUCUUUGCCAUUACCCUGCUGAACCACUAUGUUGCCAUGACCUUGAUUGCCAACCUAGUCUAUACGCUGCAGAGUAUGGCAUGCGGAAUGUUUAUUCAGAGCAACACUAUUCCCGUCUAUGUUCGCUGGCUCAAAUGGAUCACAUAUACGUCCCUCGGCUUCCCCGAGAACUGGGUAUCGCGGCCAAUCCUCAUUCUUGUCGCCUUUGUCGUCGCGCUCCUUCUCCUGUCCGCUUUUCUUCUGUACUUCCUCAAGGUUGAAAUGACGAUUGCGCGAGCCAGGACAUCUGACACGGAUCUAUCGGCCGGAAAGGAGAAGAUGACAGCGAGAUCUGUUGCCGAGGUUCGUAGCAUCGAUGUAGGACUCGACGACUUUGCCCUUGACCUCGAAAAGCGAAACGCAUACGGUCGGAAAUUGCCGCAGAAGACGAUACUUAACCCGGUGACGGCAACCUUCCAAGCUGGGACGCUCAAUGUGAUCAUGGGCCCCUCGGGAAGUGGAAAGACGUCACUUUUGAACUGCAUGGCGACGAGACUGCAUAAUACCGUGGGAACCAAGUACUUGCCCCGCGGAAAGCUUACGUUCAACUCCGCGGUCCCAUCACGGGCUGUGAUCCGGUCCGUUUGCUCGUACGUGUGUCAGGAUGAUGACGCCCUACUACCGUCACUGACGGUGCGGGAGACGCUUUACUUCGCCGCCGGUCUCCGUCUCCCGUCUUGGAUGAGCAAGGAAGAAAAGAGGCGCCGCGCAGAAGAAGUUCUUUUGAAGAUGGGCUUGAAAGACUGCGCAGAUAACUUGGUAGGAAGCGAUCUGAUCAAGGGCAUCUCGGGAGGAGAAAAGCGUCGCGUGUCGAUUGCGGUGCAGGUACUCACUGACCCCCGCAUUCUACUCCUUGAUGAGCCCACCUCAGGGCUUGAUGCCUUCACCGCCAAUUCCAUUAUGGAGGUUUUGCAAGGCCUCGCAGCCGAGGGCCGGACGCUUAUCCUGACGAUUCAUCAAGCUCGAAGCGACCUAUUCAAACAUUUUGGUAACGUUUUACUGCUGGCCCGGGGCGGCGAGUGUGUGUAUACGGGGAGGGCGACGGAGAUGCUGGAAUACUUUAGGGGUCAUGGGCAUGAGUGUCCCAAGCACACAAACCCGGCUGAUUUCGUGAUGGAUCUCAUCAGCGUCGACUUGAGGGAGGAAGAACGGGAGCGGGAAAGCCGGGAAAAGGUUCGGAAGCUCAUCGAGGCCUGGAAACGAAACGUCGCGCUAUGCGAUGGGUCCGAGGAGACGACAGAACACCCAGUGAAGCUACCCAAUAUUGCCGAGAAAGAGGAGGCCGCAGAUGGGGACAACACGGUGCACGGCGACAACGAAAACGGCAUUGCGCUGACACGAACGGUGUCGUCGAUUCCUCGCCGCUCUCUUCACAAAGCUACGCUUGCGACACCGGCCGAGCUUGGAGCGCUUGUGACCAGACGCGCCUCGUUCCUGAGAGCACUGCCGCUACUGCUCCAUCGGGCGACCAUCAACUUCCGCCGCCAACCCGACCUUCUCUUGGCACGAACAAUGCAGGUUAUCGCGCUCGGCGUGGUCUUUACCCUCUUCUUUGCUCCGGUCGAUAACGACUUUUACUCAGUGCAGAACCGGAUGGGCUUCGUGCAGGAAGUUGGCGCGUUCUAUUUUGUAGGGAUGCUGCAGAACGUUGCCGUCUACCCGGCGGAGCGAGAUGUGUUUUAUCGCGAGGACGACGACGGCGUGUACGGAGUUGACGCGUUCUUGGUGCAGUACACUCUAUUGGAGGUGCCGUUCGAGGUUGUCAGCUGCCUCGUAUUUGGUGUGUUGGCAGACUUUGCCGUCGGCCUUCCACGGACGGUGGAGAUGUACUUUGUGGCGACGUUUGCGUGCUUCGGGAUCGUCUCCUGUGGCGAAAGUCUUGGUAUCAUGUUCAACACAAUCUUUGCGUCGCACACGGGCUUCGCUGUCACCCUUACCUCGGUCGUCCUCUCGAUAGCCAACUCCAUGGCGGGCAUCCUGUCGACCAAGAUGCCGCCCCUUCUCAACGCCAUGAACUACCUGUCCCCCAUCCGCUACGCCACGCGCGCUCUCGCACCUUACUCGCUACGAGGCGUCGAUUUUACGUGCGACGAGGCGCACAGCCUAAACGGGCGGUGCAUCAUUGAGACGGGAGAGGACGUGCUGGACCUUUACAAGCUCAAUGUCGAUCCUGUCGUCAACGUAGCGGCGUUCGAGCCUCUGCUGCCGGAAACACAAAAUGAGUGGCGGGGCACCUCGUAUGCCUCCCCGGCACAUCGAAGGCGUAUACUACGGCCCGUAUUCCCUGAGGAGGUCCAUCAGUAUCUCGUCGACCCCUCGAGCCAUCCUCAGGCAUGGCUAGGAAGUCCCGAGAAUGCAGCAGGGUACUCCUCCAAGGCCUCCUCGGACCAUUCUGAUGGGAAAGAAGACACGGGUUCCGAGAAGGAGCGUCGUCCCAUAAUUUACCUUUUGCUUCCGCCAGUCUACGAAGGCCAGCAGCAUGGCGAGAACAGCCAGCCACCUCCCCUGCAGCACCCGGGGCGGUACGAGCUCUAUCUGAGCCAUCCCACGACGGUGGAGCCCUACUGGUACGGCGAAGACGCCGAAUCCACGUCGUCCAUGGGACCCAUGCAUCCCGGAGACAUUGAAGAACGCGACGGCCCUACCAUUAUGGGUCGACACUCCCCCAAGUUUCCAGUUCACUCCGUUAGCGAGAUGUGGGUGGCGCCUGGAGCUGGCCAGGCCGGUGUCGACGAGUGGAUGAGCGAACAUUGCAAUAUCACCAGGUUCCACGGGUGGCCGCAGCCCGUGUGGAAUACUUUUGAACGACACUUUGACACGGGAUAUGUCCCCGAACAGCCCUGGGGCUUUGAGGAGAUCCGUAACCUGCACGCCAACGACAGAAUUGAUAGGUCUCGCGGCCCGGCCACGCACUGGGACGUGCUUGAAGACCCCAACGACCGAGUCGUUCGCUCAUGCUCGGCCGAGGAGCCCGAGACGCAAGUGAUCCCCUACAUCGACCAAGGCGUCAGAGCCUUCUCCACGCCCGGUCCCGACGAGAUCUCUCGAUUCAAUAUGCUCGCGAGCGAACACAGCGUCGGCCCAGCCACACCUUCCUUGACAUCGAAGAGCGAAAGCGAGGGCGACAACGAGUCGAUCGACAACACCAUUGUCCUGCCGUCUACCAAGCACAGCGACAUGUCGGGCGCGGACGGCCCCGCGCAAGCCAAGAAGCGGAACAAGAACCACCCGACUAAGCGGUACAAUAGGCGCGCGAAGAAGACGGAGAUUAAGCAGAGGAAGAAGGCGGAGCGGGCGGCCGAGGGAGUCGAGUCGCGGAAGAAUCAGUUCUUGGACCCUUCUGAUGCCCUUCGAGUUGCGCCUAAAAGAAGAGCUACCACGCCUGAGGUCGCCAGUGACGAUGCAUCAUCCUCAGAGCAGAUGAUUUCCACAGACAAGCACUCAAAGUCGCCUUCCGGCCACAUUGCCGAAGCCGAUGCCAAGUUCAAGGCUUCCGGGGCGAACAUUGAGAGCAAGAAGCCCGCGCCCAUGACCCAGGACGAUCGCGGCUCGCUGCCAAAGAAGAGCAGCCUUCGCAAUGUGCUCUCCUUUCGCUUCCGCCACUCUCCCACUGCGACUGAAAAUUCCUCUGAGCAGGAUGGCGUUCGCCUCAAGUCAGCUCCUGUUGCUAUUGAAAUGCAGACGCUCGCGCCUGCUAGCCGAGCCACAGCUUCCUCGAUCAAGAAAGUUCCAAACGCUGAGCCUGCCAAGAAGGCUAACAUUUGA